Fraxinus pennsylvanica is the source of this 1248-nucleotide messenger RNA. NCBI's taxonomy places the organism in Eukaryota, Viridiplantae, Streptophyta, Magnoliopsida, Lamiales, Oleaceae. The record is from the annotation of a GenBank genome assembly.
AUGGAAAGGAUCGUCGGAGGUAAAUUCAAGCUCGGCCGUAAAAUCGGUAGUGGAUCGUUUGGUGAAAUCUUUCUAGCCACACAUAUUGAUUCAUUUGAGAUCGUUGCUGUCAAGAUCGAAAAUAAUAAAACAAAGCAUCCACAACUUUUUUAUGAGGCCAAGUUAUACAAUAUUCUUCAAGGAGGAAGUGGUAUACCUGGUACAAAAUGGUCUGGUGUGGAUGGGGAUGACAAUGUUCUUAUCCUUGAUUUGUUGGGGCCAAGCCUUGAGGACCUAUUUGUGUACUGUGGUAGAAAGUUCUCGUUGAAGACUGUCUUAAUGUUGGCCGAUCAAAUGAUAACAAGGAUUGAAUAUGUGCAUUCUAAAGGGUUUUUGCAUCGGGAUAUUAAGCCUGAUAAUUUUCUUAUGGGUCUUGGCCGAAAAGCAAAUCAGGUUUACAUUAUUGAUUUUGGUCUAGCUAAAAGAUAUCGAGACUCCACAACAAACCGGCACAUCCCUUACAGGGAGAACAAAAAUUUAACAGGGACUGCACGCUAUGCAAGUUGUAAUACUCAUCUUGGAAUUGAACAAAGCAGGCGUGAUGACCUUGAAUCCCUUGGAUACGUUCUUUUGUAUUUCUUGAGAGGAAGCCUUCCAUGGCAGGGUUUGAAAGCUGCUACAAAAAAGCAAAAGUAUGACAAGAUAUGUGAGAAAAAAUUAUCAACUCCUAUUGAGGUGUUAUGCAAGUUCCAUCCCGUGGAAUUUGCCUCAUACUUUCAUUACUGCCAUUCGUUGACAUUUGAUCAACGAUGUGAACUUGAUUACGUAUUUGAUUGGACCAUCCUGAAGUACCAACAGGCACAAACAAGUAAAACACAGCAACGGGCUAUUCCUGGAGAGAAGAGUCCUGCAGUUCCAGUGGAUGUGGAAAAACGUCAAGGCAAUAAUGCUUCUUACUCGGCUGAGUUGACUGAACGUAUGAAAUUAAAGAAUGAUACUACUGCUGGUUUCAGCAUGAAAUUUAAAUCACCGUCAAAUCGAAAUGUGGCUCCUGGGAAUCAUCUUGAUAGAAAUACAAUGAACAAUGCACACAUGCAAUCUACUUCAUUCUCUCCUGCUGGCAUCAUGAUGAUGCUGGUCCUUCGAGUAGUUGGAUUUCUUCUCUGCGGCGCAUUUCUUCUGCCAAAUGAUUCAUGUGGUAGAACCAACCUUAAGUACGUGGUACGGCAUGUUGUGGACUUGAUACGACGUGCUUUGAACUUGGACUAG